Amborella trichopoda is the source of this 2093-nucleotide messenger RNA. NCBI's taxonomy places the organism in Eukaryota, Viridiplantae, Streptophyta, Magnoliopsida, Amborellales, Amborellaceae. The record is from RefSeq and is a predicted model, not a curated record.
ACUCGGCCCCUACACCACUUUUAUGGCGCAACCGGCCUGGGCGUAGAACCCCUUUGGCCUACUCAGGAAUGGGUUUGGGCCAAGGCUAACCCAUUGCUCCCGCGGGACCAUGGAGUCCCUUCCCUCCGUAUCUGAAAGCUCAAACGAUCCUCCCUCCCCUCCGGUAUUGCUCUGCAAGUGUUAGCAUUCUGUACUCAUGGAGCUAGCCAAUAGCCAUGGCUUCUACUACAGCUCCCCAGUUGAACUCCACACCAAAAGGAGACGCCUUUCUCCCCUUAUUCCCCCACAAAACGCGAAUUCGUCCUCAUUUUCCCGGAAACUUACCGGAGUGCCCGGAAUAUACAUUUUCCGGUCAUUUCUGGGUGCAGGAAAAAGCUCGGAUCUUCAACAACCUGGUGGAAAAAUGGUAGUUGAAUUGGUUGGAGCUUUCAACGAUGUCACAGAUAGGAUGCCUCUUCUCUCUUCCGGUUCUUCUUGCCUUCUCUUCAAGACCCUGAAGCUCUCUAUCCCUCUUUUGCUUGUUUUACCUCUUGGUUCUGAUAAUCGAUCCCCACUAUCAAAGGCCCUUGCUGUUGCCUGUAUAUUAGCUGAUCUCGAGAUGGGCGCAGAAGUUAUUUCGGCUGGUAUAAUGAGAGAGGUUCUAGAAGGUGAUGCUAUAACCAUGGAUGAAAUCAAAACCCUUCUUGGUAGAGGGAUUGUCCAUUUAUUACAUGAAUUUUUUAGGGUGAGAGAAAUUCCUUCUAGAGCCAAAUUAUUGGAUGAUAAUGAAGAUGCUGCCACUCUAAGGAAGUUUUGUCUGACCUACUAUGAUGUCCGAGCAUUGAUCUUAGAACUCUCUCGCAGACUUGAUAUUAUGAGACAUUUAGACCACCUUCCAAGAUAUCAACAACAGUUGUUGUCUUUAGAUAUCUUGAGAAUAUAUUCUCCUUUGGCUCAUGCUAUAGGCACUGGGACCUUAUCUUUAGAGCUUGAAGAUCUAGCAUUCCGCUACUUGUUUCCUCAUUCUUAUUCAUAUCUUGAUGCAUGGUUGAGGAGUCAUGAGGCGGGUAAGAAGUUGAUAGAUGAGUGCAAGGAGAUGCUUCUUCAAACCCUAAAAGAUGACCCUAUUUUAGAGCUCAUGGUGGAUGAUAUCUCAAUUCAUGGCCGAUAUAAGAGCCGUUUCAGCACCAUGAAGAAGCUUUUGAAGGAUGGCCGUAAGCCUGAAGAAGUACACGAUAUCUUAGGACUACGUGUUAUAUUGAACCCUAGGUUUGGAAGUGAGGCAUCAGAGAGAGGUGUAAAGGCAUGUUACAGGACAUGUGAGGUGAUACGGGGUCUAUGGAAAGAAAUUCCAAAUAGGACUAAAGAUUAUAUCUCUAAACCAAAAGCAAAUGGUUAUGAAAGUUUGCAUAUGGCUGUUGAUCUAAGUGAUGAUAGUAAGAGAAGACCCCCAAUGGAGAUACAAAUACGAACAAGAGAGAUGGAUGCCAUGGCUUCUGGUGGAAUUGCAUCACAUUCUCUAUAUAAAGGAGGACUAACAGAUCCUGAAGAGGUAAAGCGUCUCAAGGCCUUAAUGAUGGCUGCUACUGACCUUGCGGCACUGCAUCUCAACAAUCAACCCACUUCACAAGGCAUUGGUUCACUUGAGAAUGAACAUAGGAACCAAAUAUUUAAUCUUUUUGAUAAGAACGAAAAUGGUCGGAUAAGCAUUGAGGAACUCAGAGAAGUGAUGGAAGAGCUGGGUGCUGAGCAAGAGGAUGCAAUUGAGCUGAUGCAGCUGGUUGAUUCUAACAGUGAUGGAUCAUUGAGUUCUGAUGAAUUUGAUUGGUUUCAGAGACAGGUUCGGCUUUUGCGUAAUUUGGAGGACAGAGAUGAUAAAUACAGGAGCCUCCUGGGCGAAAAGCUUCCAUUCUUGGGUGAUGGCACAAACAUAUCUUAAAGCAUCAAAUAAUGGAACCAACUAGUUGAUGAGUUUGUAUGUAAAGUGUAUCAUAAUAUUUUAUGUACUUCCAAGUUGAUUUUAAACAUAAAGUACAGAAUCCCUGUAUUACUUAUACAUAUAUAUUCUUCUAUUUUUGUUUGUUAAUUCAACAAAGGUGUAUUAUUUAUUGUUA